AUAUGCAAAGUAGAGGAUGUCGUUUUUCUUUGCUGCCCAGUUGCUGGCGGGUAACCUAAGAAAGAGUCACGUUUUGCGAGGAAGUUGCUCGUUUUGCUAUAUUUCGUGUAGCAAUAUACGUUUUUAUUAUAAUAGAUUGCCAUAUUGAUUUGCUGGCUGCCUAUUUUAGUGAGUGAUUGACUGACUGAUUGAGUUACUAAGCUGCAAUCAUGUCGAACUUUACAGUAGUGCGUCUGACCAAAGUUCAGCCCUAUCUGCAUACGGUGGGCAGCAGUUAUGCGGCCCUAGCCAAUGUGGAUCGUUUCUAUGCCAAGGCCUUGGACACUGGAGUGCUCGACCUCCAUGCGAACACCAGCGGGAGCCAUGAAAAUCUAGCUGCAGAAAGCAUGCUGGUGCUUAUUGAGGGAGAGACCUCCAGCUAUCGAUCCACCUCGACCAUUGUGCUAAUGGUUUCUGCCUGGACACUUCUGAUUUUGGGCUUUGUCUUCUGCUGCUGUGCCGAGUGCUGUGGCGUCAGCGUCUGGAGGGGCAAGAAGCGUUGUAGCGUUGAGGGACUCAAUGACGCUGAGCGUGGAGGAGGCGGCGAUGAAGAUGGUGCUGGUGGAGGUGGAGUUUCAGCCAGCACAGGUGGCUCAGAGCCGUACAAAGAAAAACAAAUCAAUAGGAUCAAGCCUAUGUCUGUGUAUUCCUUAUACCUGUCCGAGGUGCAAGAAAAAAAGCCCAUUCAAUGAGGGAUAAAAGGGAAAAAUGCCGCGGCCGGAAAAAGAACAUUUAACGCGAUGUGAUGAUUUACAAAUUGCUUGGAAGAAACCGGGGAAACAAGAAAGAAUCUUUGUCAGGCAAUUCCUGUGUACUUGGAUAAAAGACUGUUGCGAUUGCGUUAGUUACUACCAACGUGGAAGUGCUUUUAAUCAAAAAGUAUCUAUCCAACAUUAUUAAACAUUAUGCGGAAAAAAAUUGUUUCCCAUAGAAGGCAUUGUCAAAAAUUAGAAUUAAGUUUAGAUUAUGAACAUUUAUACUAAAAGGAUCUAUAAUUUGUAUAACUUUAAACUUAACCACGUAUAUAAUUAUCUUUAAUAUUUCAUAGACAAUUUAAAUUUCGGUAGCCCCGUCUGCUCAACAACGUGCAAAGACCUCAAGUAGCAAGCACAGGCUGGGUAAAAAUUCUAUAAUUAAACGCAUUACAUGUUCCACCAUUGGCACUUCCUUUGUUUGCUUAACUGUCUGAGCAAUGUCGAGUAAGCUCCAAUUACGUUGACGAUCUUCAGUUCUGACAUAUGAAAUGCCCCUGAGGUUGAACCAGGAACAUUGAACCAACCAGAGAUAACUGAUGGGACUUUUAUAGCAUGACUAUGAUAUUUUAAUCUGCAAUCCAUCCGCAUGAUGCGAAAUCCCAGAGUUGAUAGAUUUAUACGCUUUAUAUUGUUCUGUUUUAUCAUUAAUCUGUAUCGUACCAGACAUCAGACAGACUAACGUUCAUAUCCCUGUCGUACACCUGUAUUACCUUUAAAUCUUAAAUGAUCCAGCUAGAGUCGUGCAAAGUUAGAGUUAGAGUCGUGCAAAAAUAAAAGUUAAAAUCAAAACAAACCGAUAUUAACAGAUAAUAAUCGUCCAUUUUUCAUAUUUAAUUUCCAUGAACUGGAGUCGGAAUCGCUUACUUCUUGCAGUAGCAUAUACAAAAAUUAAAUAUUAUUCUAUACUACUAUUGGAUUACCGGGUAUAAAAAUAAAGAAAAUAAAAAGGUCUUCAAGUUGAACGUAAAUAAUAAUCUGAGUGCUUAGUGCAAGGUGCUUAGAGAGACGUUUGAGAUAAGAAAUUAACCCGAUAAACACGGUAACCGGAGGCGAAAAAUAAAACAUGAGAUAAAUCAUUAAGCGGAACUGACCUGAAAAUAUAAAAUAUUAAACUUACAGUCCGGCAAAAUAAUUUCAAUGCAUACAAUUUAUACAAAUUAUAUUCAAUAUAAAUUAAGGUACAUCAGAUGCAAAUACUGGUUUGCUUUCGCCAGUUUUAUUUUUUAUUAAUUACAAUUGUGGGAAAUUAUUGGUUAAUAUAAAGCAGCAAA
Messenger RNA from Drosophila obscura, 2065 nucleotides. RefSeq lists its product as uncharacterized. The coding region runs from base 210 to 731 and encodes 173 amino acids. Lineage: Eukaryota; Metazoa; Arthropoda; Insecta; Diptera; Drosophilidae. The record is from RefSeq and is a predicted model, not a curated record. Gene Ontology annotation, biological process: axon guidance. The transcript has 3 exons.